Dioscorea cayenensis subsp. rotundata (Guinea yam) is the source of this 1131-nucleotide messenger RNA. RefSeq lists its product as uncharacterized. Bases 1 to 1131 code for a protein of 376 amino acids. The record is from RefSeq and is a predicted model, not a curated record. Lineage: Eukaryota; Viridiplantae; Streptophyta; Magnoliopsida; Dioscoreales; Dioscoreaceae. The transcript is spliced from 5 exons.
AUGUUAACACGUGCUAAAUGGGAGGCUUUGUCUGUGAAAGAUAAGAAGGGCGGCGAAGGCUCUGACAGUGGCGUGAAGAAAGGUGGUGGACGCGGCAGUGGCCGUGGUCACGGCCGAAGUCAGAGCGGUGGGCGCGGUGAUGAUGCCGAGAGGAAGCCACAUCGUAAGUUCGAUAAAACCAAAAAUAAAAUGCUUCAACUCGUGAAUGAGUAUGGUCAUUUUGCCUCUCGAAUGCUUAAAAGCCAAAGAGAGAAAAAAACUCACCUUGUAGAGAAGAACCAAGCUGAUGAACCCUCCUUGUUAAUGAUCGAGACAUGUAAACUCUCGAAGACAGAGCAACACGGAGGCGAGGUAGUGUUGCUCAACGAGGACAAUGUUAAGCCCAACCUGGGAGUCGACGGAAAAUGUUGUAGCGAGCUGUGUUCUCGAUCAAAAAGCAAAGAUGAAGCAUUGGAGGCUUUCAAGAAGAUCAAGAUAAGAACUGAAGUGGAGGUGAAUUGUAAGCUGAAGGCCCUACGAACCGACAGAGGAGGUUACGACCCUGGUUCAAAAGCCUACCGAUUCUAUAACCCGAGUACUCGGAAGGCUACGGUACAUGUGACGCUGUCUUUGAUGAAGGAAGGGAGUGGAGUUGGAACGAUACAAUGUAAGAGAAAGUUAAUGAGCCAAGUGGUGAAGAAAGAUUCAGAAGGCAAUGUGGUGAAACACAAAGCUCGGCUUGUCGCUAAAGGCUAUGUACAAAGGCAAGGAGUUGAUUUCGAGGAAGUGUUUGCGCCGGUGGCUCGGCUAGAAACAGUGAGGUUGCUCAUUGCAAUGGCGACCAUGGAAGUUGGGAGGCCGCAGUUAGUAUUAAAACUAAAGAAGGCACUCUAUGGUCUACGGCAAGCACCUCGAGCAUGGAACUACAAGCUAGACAAGAGUCUAGUUUCACUUGGUUUUGAGAGGAGUCCACUUGAGCAUGCAGUGUACAAGAAGGAGCAUGAUGGCUUAGUGCUAUUGGUGGGAGUAUAUGUUGAUGACUUAAUUAUUACAGGUUCAAUAGUGAGCGCCAUUAUUGAAUUCAAGAAUCAAAUGAAGAAAUUAUUCAAGAUGAGUGAUCUUGGAUUGCUCGAGCUACUAUUUGGGCAUUGA